AUGGCAUUUCAAGCUGAAACAAAAAAUAAUCGUAUUGAAGGAUGGGGACAACAUAUCCUACCAUCCGGUAACAUCUAUAUAGGCAACUUUGUUGAUGGCCAAUUUCACGGCAAGGGAACCCUCCACUUUACGAAUAAGGCCAGAUACGAUGCAUUCUGGCAGAAUGGAAUUGCUGUAGAGGGAGUCUUGACUUUUGCUGAUGGUCUGAUAUUUGAGCAAGAGAACUGGUCGUAUUUGACUGAACAGGAUAGACGAUUCUAUUCGGAACGUGUAAAUGGAUUCAAAACUGGUGAACCAACUCAAUCACUCUCAUCUCCAUGA
Molecule: messenger RNA, 321 nt
Organism: Synchytrium microbalum
Lineage: Eukaryota; Fungi; Chytridiomycota; Chytridiomycetes; Synchytriales; Synchytriaceae
Exons: 5
Coding region: 1-321 (106 amino acids)
Source: RefSeq, a predicted model, not a curated record